AUGGGCACAGCUAUUCCAGGCGCAAGCAAAAUUCGUGAUAUAGAGCACCUGCAUACUGCUUUGGGGAGUGAAAAAACUGCUCAGAAUGUUAUUGCAUCAGUAAAUCCGGCUCAACAGAAAGCUCAGAAGUAUAUGGAUGCUCAGCCAGAACAAGCGGAUUUACCAACAGUCGGCGAACAGAAUUACCCUUUUCUGACCCCAUUAGCUUUCUCAGGGGAUACACCAAUGGCGAAUGCGCUGGUGAUUGAAGAGCCCCAAGCGCGUCAAGAAGACGAGGCGGCCGCCGCCUCCGGCCGACUGAAGUUAACUUAG
This is a messenger RNA of Sphaeroforma arctica JP610, 312 nucleotides long. RefSeq lists its product as hypothetical. The transcript has a single exon. The record is from RefSeq and is a predicted model, not a curated record. The coding region runs from base 1 to 312 and encodes 103 amino acids. NCBI's taxonomy places the organism in Eukaryota, Ichthyosporea, Ichthyophonida.